Messenger RNA from Salarias fasciatus (jewelled blenny), 733 nucleotides. It is a transcript of the gene sst5, whose product is annotated as somatostatin 5. The record is from RefSeq and is a predicted model, not a curated record. Lineage: Eukaryota; Metazoa; Chordata; Actinopteri; Blenniiformes; Blenniidae. Gene Ontology annotation, cellular component: extracellular region. Gene Ontology annotation, molecular function: hormone activity. The transcript has 4 exons. Gene Ontology annotation, biological process: regulation of cell migration. The coding region runs from base 243 to 605 and encodes 120 amino acids.
GACGACAGCUCUGAAGUGUUAAUGAAACCCAAAAAAGAAGUCGGUUCUCGGAGGUUUUCCGGCUUUCAGUCGUUUGGGCUGAUGACCUUAUCCUGUCCGGUGACGCGUCUGCUCACAUCCUCGCGUUCCCGCCCUCUCCACCAAUCACGUCCCGCUGCAGGCACGAGGAUGAGGAGGACCUGGAGAGGAAGAGGAACGGCGAGCAGGGGUGGGCCGGCGGCGACUCGCGGACGGAGGAAGACAUGCUGGGCUCUCAGCUGCAGGUGCUUCUGCUGGGCUUGUGCUGGUCCGUGGUGCUGGACCGGGUCGACGGCGCGCCGCGCGGCGGCGGCGACGACAUGCUGACGGAGGCGCUGAGGGAAGAGCUCGCCGGCGACAAGGACGUCAGCCGCCUGCUGCUGCUGAACUACAUGUCGGACCGGGCGGCUGCGAGAGGCGAGGAGCUGCUCCGCGAGCUGGAGGAGGAGGAGGAGGCGGCGGCGGCGGCGGCGGCGGCGGCGGCGGGAGGCAGGGAGGAGGUGAGGAGGAGGCAUCUCCCCCUCUCCCAGAGGGAGCGCAAAGCCGGCUGCCGCAACUUCUUCUGGAAGACCUUCACUUCAUGCUGACACGGCCGCCCUGUCCACACCAGACCGUCUGCUUUUUAUAUACAUAAAUUAUUCAAUGUUUGCUCCAGUGAGCCUGUAUAUAUUUAAGAAUGUCAAAAUAAAAUGUUGUGAUUUAUAGGUUUGUCAGA